Molecule: messenger RNA, 333 nt
Organism: Echinostoma caproni
Lineage: Eukaryota; Metazoa; Platyhelminthes; Trematoda; Plagiorchiida; Echinostomatidae
Source: the annotation of a GenBank genome assembly
AUGCGACGCUCCAUGCAAAAAGCGGAUCAUGACGGACAGGGCCGCGUGAACGCACCAGUGUUUCGACAAAUUCUUCACGAAGGCACUGGUGUGCAUUUGACAGAUGAGCAGAUUUACGAAUUACUUACCUCGUUAGAUCCCGAACUGACCGGUACUCUACCCUACAGUCGCCUUUUGGACAAUGCUGAAAUAACCCUGAGAAAUGAAGAGCACUCGGCUAAAAAGGGGGUUGAGAAAACCACUGAGCAAUCAAUACCCAAAGCAGAAGAGGCCGGUCCGAUGGAGGAAGAACAUGCAGUGAGCAGCAACGACCAGGAAUCCCAAAAUGUCUAA